AUGGCCAUCGAUACGGAGACUACCAGUGGAACGGCUGACGUAUCAAAGAUCGAAGCUCCUAUCUCCUGGAAGGCAUAUGUGAUUUGCGCUUCAGCUGCCUUUGGCGGUGUGUUCUUUGGCUAUGAUAUCGGGUGGAUGUCAGGGGUGCUCGGCACGCCGUUUGUGAUCCAGCAAUAUACCGGCAUGGAGUAUGACUUUGACGCUGGCGCUCCGGUCGAUCCUUCUCGUCCGUUCGUGAUUCCAUCCUCUGACAAGUCACUCAUGACUUCAAUCCUGUCACUUGGAACCUUCCUGGGUGCGAUUAUCGCAGGCGACCUAGCAGAUCUCUGGGGCCGUCGCAUCACCAUCCUCAUGGGCUGUGUUAUCUUUAGUGGCGGCGUCAUUAUCCAAAUUGCCAGCAGUGGCCAAUUGGCAGUCAUGACUAUCGGCCGUUUGGUUGCUGGUCUCGGUGUUGGUUUCGAGACUGCAGUCAUUAUCCUCUACAUGUCUGAGGUUUCACCGAAGAAGAUUCGUGGUGCUGUUGUUUCUGCUUAUCAGUUCUCUAUCACAAUUGGGUUGUUGAUUGCAAACUGUGUUGUUUAUGGAAGCCAGGGGAGAAAUGAUACGGGCUCUUACCGUAUCCCCAUCGGCGUCCAGUUCAUCUGGGCUCUUGCACUUGCGACGGCUCUGUUUCUCUUACCUGAAUCACCCCGAUACUUUGUUAAGAAAGGAAAGCUUGACGAAGCAGCCAAAUCACUCUCUUUCAUCCGAGAUCAGCCAGUCACUUCCGAGUAUAUUCGCAACGAGCUUGCAGAAAUCGUGGCGAACCACGAGUACGAGUCUCAUGUCAGUCCUGAGAACGGAUAUAUCGGCUCCUGGAUGGUCUGCUUCAAAGGUCCCAUCACCAACCCCAGUUCAAACAUUCGAAGAACCAUUGUCGGUGCGGGAAUCCAGGGAAUGCAGCAGCUAUCCGGCAUGAACUUUAUCUUCUAUUACGGGACGACGUUCUUCCAGCAGCUUGGAACAAUCUCCGACCCGUUCCUCAUGUCUCUGAUUACGACCCUAGUGAAUGUUGUGUGCACCCCUCUCGCGUUCUGGACAAUCGAGCGAUUUGGCCGCCGCCCAUUGCUAGUAUAUGGGGGCCUCUGCAUGUUUCUCAUGCAGUACAUUAUCGGUGCCGUUGGAACAGCACAGCCGGAAAAUGAAACGGCAGUCAAGGGUAUGAUUGCGGUCAUCUGUUUCCAGAUCUUCUUCUAUUCGACGACAUGGGGUCCAGCCGCCUGGGUGGUUGUUGGAGAGACCUUUUCACUCCCCAUCCGGUCGCGUGGAGUGGCCAUCUCAACGGCUUCCUGCUGGUUAUGGAACUGUGUGCUUGCUGUGAUUGCACCGUACAUGACUGGUGAUGAAGAGGGAGCCGUCAACCUCGGACCAAAGGUGUUCUUUUUCUGGGGCGCACUUUGUCUGUUGGGUGCAUGCUUUGCAUAUUUCCUGGUUCCUGAGAUGAAGGGCCUGUCGCUGGAGCAGGUAGACCGUAUGUUGGAGGAGACGAGUCCCAGAAACAGUGCCAAAUGGACGCCUACGACGACAUUCACGCAGGGAAAGGGCCAUUCUGACCAGACCGAAGUGGUCCAGGCCGAGGAUCACGCUGACCGCCACGUAUAG
Aspergillus affinis is the source of this 1641-nucleotide messenger RNA. Its product is annotated as sugar porter family MFS transporter. The transcript has 3 exons. Gene Ontology annotation, molecular function: carbohydrate:proton symporter activity. The record is from RefSeq and is a predicted model, not a curated record. Gene Ontology annotation, biological process: carbohydrate transport; transmembrane transport. NCBI's taxonomy places the organism in Eukaryota, Fungi, Ascomycota, Eurotiomycetes, Eurotiales, Aspergillaceae. Gene Ontology annotation, cellular component: membrane. Bases 1 to 1641 code for a protein of 546 amino acids.